Messenger RNA from Ectocarpus siliculosus, 480 nucleotides. Lineage: Eukaryota; Phaeophyceae; Ectocarpales; Ectocarpaceae. The record is from the annotation of a GenBank genome assembly.
AUGGGCCUGUCGCCAGAUAUUCGGGACAUGCAGUGGAAUGGAGAGGCUGCCCUCAGCAUGAGAGAAGCAAGAGAUCGUGCCCAGCUAACUGAAGCAGCCUUAACGGAGCCAGACCUUGCAGCUUGCAUGGCCAGCCGGAGGGCAGCUGACGUGCCGAACCACCGCAGCAGCAAUGACGACGAUGCUGCUGUCACCCGCGGUACGCCUUCGUCAUUUUCCAACGAGGAGAGCUUCUCCUCGUCUGCUUCGAACGAGCGUGGCUUCGGCAAGCGGAAGAGGCGGCAGCGGGAGCGACCGGUGUGCACGUGGCCCAAGUGCAGCAAACCAGUCGGCCACCUCAUCGGUCGGUGCUAUCGAAGAAUCAAGUCACAGCGAAAAGCCCAAAAGGAGCGGCGGGCUCACCGCAAGAAGAAGCGAGCCAAGACCUCCAGGACCACCGCGUGCCGCCCGGCCGCUCCGGACGGAGCAAUCGAUCUUUGA